AUGUAUUACUUUUUUUUGGAUGUUAUCAGUAAGACUGUGGACAUUUUCCACAAAUACUAUAAGUGUGACUAUCCAAAAAGCCCACAAGUAAAGGAUGGAUUAAAGCGUCUUCUAAAUGAAAGAUACAGGGAUGAUGUCAAUAGCUUCAUGGACCACUUUGUUCAUCCCACACAAAGUCUUCUUAGCAGUUUGGAGGAUAAGAAGUUUCCCCUUUGCUUACCCAAUGGCAAAGUAGUUCUUCAUCUGGUUCCUCCUAUGACCAAAUUGGCAGUUGGGGAGUUCUUUUACCAGGUGGGCCAUACUAAUCCACGCACUUUAGUUGUUAAAUUUGCAAAAUACGAGCAGAGAGGGACUAAAGUGAAUGAAUUGCAGCGCUCAAAAGUUCCUGAAGAUGACCAUGACAUUGCAUUCACCAAAGAGUACUUUGACCAAAUAAGGAGUGAGGUUCCUGAUGGACUGGGAGAUGUUCUGAUGCGUACCCUUGUUGUCAUGGGUAAUCCAAACUGGA
Molecule: messenger RNA, 508 nt
Organism: Pocillopora damicornis (cauliflower coral)
Lineage: Eukaryota; Metazoa; Cnidaria; Anthozoa; Scleractinia; Pocilloporidae
Source: RefSeq, a predicted model, not a curated record